Owenia fusiformis is the source of this 5722-nucleotide messenger RNA. NCBI's taxonomy places the organism in Eukaryota, Metazoa, Annelida, Polychaeta, Sabellida, Oweniidae. The record is from the annotation of a GenBank genome assembly.
UAGUCACUCUGCAAAAAUACUGGAGAGGGGCCCUGGCUAGGAAGAUCCAUCAAGAAGUACUACAAAAUAAACUCAAAUCCAAAGCUGUAGUCACUUUGCAGAGAUGUUGGAGGGGAGUUCUUGAUCGCCGUAUGGUAGCUAAAAUACAUGUUGAAAGAUUGGAACAGAAAAAACAGAUCGCAACUAUUAAAUUACAGUCCUGUAUUAGAGGCUUCCUAGCUAGAAGAAAGUACUUACAGGUAAAGCAAGCAGUUGUGAGUGUACAGUCCAAUGUACGCUGCUACCAGGCUAGGAGACGUUACCUUCAACAGAGAGCAGCCCUUAUCACUAUACAGAGAGCAUUGAGGGCAAUGUUGGAAAGGAGGAUAGCUGUGAAAGUUGCCGCCAGUCGACACAAUGCAGCCGUUUGUAUUCAAAAUGCACUCAGAAAACACCAGGCGAAGAAAUUACAAGCCAGGAAUAUGGCUGCAUCAAAGAUCCAAGCCAGUUGGCGAUGUCACACAUCACGUCACCUUUAUCUCAGCCAGCGUGUUGCAUCUAUCACCAUUCAGGCACACUUCAGAGGUGCCCAGCAACAGAUGGUGUUUAAAAAGAUGAAGUCAAGCACCAUGGUGAUACAAAAGUGGUAUAAGGGGGUAUGUCAGACAAGGCAACAGCGCAUUGUAUUCCUUAACCAGAAGCAAAGCUGUGUUACAAUUCAGAAAUACUUCAGAGGUUUUCUUGUGAGGAGUGAUUUAAGGAAGCAGCACAAAGCAGCUGUGGCUAUACAGAGUCAGUUAAGGGGAUAUAUUCAGCGUAAUAAAUACACCAAAAUGAGGAAAGCAGCCAUGUUGAUUCAAUCUCACAUAAGGGCAUUUAUCAAUGGACAAAUCUCGAGGAGGGAAGCUUUAAGGCGUAAAGCUGCCAUCUUGAUUCUACAACAUCAUUUCAUUGAAUGGCGUAAACAGGUGUCUUAUAAGGAGCAUGCUGCAGCCAGGUGUAUACAAACAGCAUACAGGAGGUACAGAUCCAGAAUGCAAUACCUACAUGUUAGAAAUGCUUCCUUUGUUAUCCAAUCAUAUGUCAGAAUGAGCCAAGCGAAACGUUUAUUUACAGCACAGAGAGCAGCCAUUAGUGUGUUACAGAAAUACACAAGAGCUUGGUUAUCUGGGAAACAAGCAAGAGUUGAUUUCCAAACAAAGCGUGUUGCUGCUACGACAAUACAGUCUGCUUUCAGGGCAUAUAUUUGCCGUAAGCGAGCACAAGAGUCCAGAGCUGCAACUUUGAUACAAGCCUCAUUCAGAUCAUUCCAAGCUAGACAACAAUUUAUUCAACAGAAAGAGGCAGUAGUUAUCCUCCAGGCUAAUGUUAGGGCAUACCUCACAAGACAACAUUUCCUUAGAGUUAAGGCAGCUGCCAUUGUGAUCCAGACACACUACAGGGCAUGUGUCCUACAAAGACAAUUCACGAUAGAGUAUCAGGCGAUGCGCCAAGCUGCUGUGAGCAUCCAGUCUGCAUUUAGAGGAUUUGCCACAUAUAGGAGGUUCAACACUAUGAAAUUAGGAUUCACCAAGCUCCAGGCUGUACAUCGAUGUAACAUUCAGGUUGCCAGGUACCAGCAACAGAGACAGGCUGCCAUUGUCAUACAGAGAAGUUUCAGGAUGUAUAUAGUUGCUAGGAAACAGCAAGAGGAGAUGCUGAGACUUGAUGCAGCUGCAACUACCAUCCAAACACAAUGGAGGAUGCACUGUGCACAUGCUAGGUACAACAUACUGAGGAAGGGAGUCAUAUGCCUCCAAGCCAUACACAGAAGAAAUCUAGCCAGAACUGAAUAUAUCAUUAAACAAAAGGCUGCAAUAGUCAUUCAACAGCACUUAAGAGGAUACCUGAAAACCAAAGCUGCUAUGACAGAAUACAAACAGUCCAGAAGUGCUGCAGUUUGCAUUCAGAGUGCUGUCAGAAUGUAUGCUGAAAGGAAGAGGUAUCAAACAUUGAGAUCUGGAGUGAUCAACUUACAAGCCAUCCACAGAAGGAACAUUGCACAGACAGAGUAUGCUGACCAGAAGAGAGCAGCCUGUGUAAUCCAGCAGGGAUACAGAUCUUAUAUUGCCAUGACAAAUGCAUCUAAGGAGUACAAGAUGAAGAGAGAUGCUAUCAUUAAGAUCCAAUCCAUGUGGAGAGGAAAUGUAGAGAGGAGAGCAUACUUAAGAUUACGACAAGCUGUGAUAACACUCCAGUCACUGCACAGACGUAAUCAAGCCCAAAUGGAGUUCCAAGAUACAAAGAGAGCCGCAGUGCUUAUUCAGAGGUUCUACAGAGGUUACAAACUGAAGCAGCUCAACCAGGCAGAUUUCAAUCUCAAGAAGAAUGCUGUGUCUGCCAUUGCUGCUGCAUGGAGAAUGUACAAAGUGACAUGCCAGUAUAGAAGGCAACAGCAAGCCAUUCUCACUCUCCAGGCAUAUACAAGAGGUGCCCUUGUAAGGCAACAUGUCAGAAAGAUGCACCAAGCUGCCAAAAUAAUCCAAAUGAGAUACAAGGCGCACCAAGUGGGGACCCAGCAAUAUAGACAAUACCAUAUUACCAGGGGAGCCACAAUAACUUUACAAUGUGCUUUCAGAACCAUGAUCUACAGAAGAAAAUACAAGAAAACCCGGGAAGCUAUUGUGAAAAUUCAGUCUUACAUCAGAUGUCAUUUUGCAAGAAAACACUACCUGAAACUUAAAUCAACUUGUGUCACACUACAAAGAUGUGUACGGGCCAAUCAGAAGGCUAAACGAGACCAGGAAUCCUAUCACAUGACAAGAGGUGCCGCUAUUAUAAUUCAGUCCCUUUUUAGAAGACGUAAGGCAAUGAUGGCUUUUGAUAAGACUAUUCAAAGCAUUGUGAUGAUUCAACGCACAUACAGAGCAUAUGCAUGCAGAAAAGAGUUUCUCCAGAAAAGAAAUGCAGCAAUCACCCUGCAGAGAUACAUUAGGAGUUACCAGUUAACUCAAAGACUGCACAUGGAGUAUAUGAUCCUCAGAGGAGCUACAAUUACACUACAAGCAGGACUGAAGGGUAUGCUAGCACGUAGAUGGUACACAACCAUGAGACAAUCUGCUGUCAUCAUCCAAUCUAAGUACAGAGGUUAUGUAGCAAGAAAAACCUUCUUACAACAGAGAUCUGCAGCAGUCAGCAUCCAAACUCACCUCAGGGCAACAAAAGCUAGAAACCAACAGGUGGUAGCUUACAAAACACAACGUAAUGCCAUAAUCACCUUACAGGCUAACAUCAGGGGUUAUCUAUCCAGAAAACAACUUCAGGCUCAACAUGUAGCUGCUGAAUUGAUCCAGAGGCGGUAUAGAACUCACAUGUGCCAGAAGGAGUAUAUGGCAAAAAGAAGAGCUGUCUGUACACUACAGAGGUACAUUAGGGGAUAUCUCAAAACUAAAACAUGUCAGCAGGAGUUUAGCCAUAUGAAACACAGUGCUAUUGUGAUACAGUCCCUCUUCAGAGGCUAUUUAGUCAGAAAACAGCUGCAGGUUAGAGCAGCUGAGCUGCAGCUUAGAAACACUGCAGCUGUAGCAAUACAGGCUGCCUAUAGAGGAUACACAGCUAGAAUGAAUUAUGUACGACAGUGUGAGGCCACAAAGAUCAUCCAAAUGUACUGGAGGGCUACAUUAGAGGCACGCGAGGUCCAGAGGCAGUAUAACAUUAUCCAAGGGGCCACUAUUACCAUACAGGCAUUCUGCAAGGGUUAUUUAGAGAGGAGACAAUACCAGACUAUGAAGCAAGGGAUUUGUAGACUUCAAGCUACAGUGAGGUGCAGACUGCAGUGUCAGAGAUAUCAAACACUGAAACAUGCAGCUAGGGUCAUUCAGUGCAGAUACAGGGCACAGAAACAAUGUUGUGAUGUACAGUUGGAGUAUAAACAAAAGUGUACAGCCGCAUUAACCAUACAAAGAUACUACAGAGUGUACAAAGUGAGACAGUCAGAACGACAAACAAAGGCAGCAGUCUUGAUCCAGGCUACAUACAGAAUGUACCAACAACGAACAACCUACCUCCAUACACUGAAGAACAUCGCAACCAUCCAGGCUCUGGUAAGAGGCAGACUUGCAAGGAGGCACUACCAGGCAAUGAGGACCAAAGUCAUCUGUCUACAGAGACGUGCAAGGGCUUAUAUCGAAGGGAAGCAAGCUAGACUCGACUACCAUAUAACACGUGGUGCAGUGAUCACUAUUCAGGCAUGGGCCAGGGGAUGGUUCGACAGGUGCUAUGUCAACCAGCUACUGGAGGAACAAAGAGAGAAGGAAAGACAAGAAAAAAGAAAAGAAUUCCUACAUCAUUUCUCAACUGUAGCAAAGCGCCAUCUAUCAGUUAUGAUCAUACAGGGCUGCUACCGGCGCCAUCUGGCACUGAAGGCAGCCAAGCAGCAGCUGCAUUCUAUCAUUCUUAUACAGCGAUGGUUACGUGCCAAGCUGGAAAGAGUCCACUACUUGAAGCUGGUCCGUGGGGUUCGUCAGCUGCAGGUUGUAGUACGGGCUAGGCUGUCACAUAGAAAUGCUGCAGCUAUCACCCUCCAAGCUGCAGCUAGAGUCUGGCUAGCAAAGAGACAAGUCUCACGCAUGCAUAAAGCAGCUACUAAAAUCCAGUGCAUAUGGAGGGGUAGAAAACUGCGUAAUGAGCAGAAGAACAAGAAGAUUACAGUGGCCAGGAAGAGGAUAGAGGAGGCCACGAGGAAUGCCACUGAGGAGAAGAAACUUGUUAACAGGACAUCCUCAGCCCUGGAUUACCUACUCCAAUAUAAACAACUGUCUUAUAUACUUGAGGCUGUCAUGCACUUGGAUGUUGCCACAAAGCUUUCUUCAAGAUGCUGCGAGCGUAUGGUUGAGGGCAAUGCAGUGUGUGUGCUAUACACUCUCAUAAAGAGCUGCAACAGAAGUCUUCCACAUAUGGAAAUUAUCAAGUUCUGUGUCAGCAUUCUGCUCAAUCUGGCCAAGUAUGACAAGACUGUAGAUGCUGUGCUAGAAGUGGAAGAUUCCAUUUCUGUGCUGCUGGAACUCAUGCAGAUCUACCGUGAGAAGGGUGUCAUCUUUAAUAACUGCUGUUUGAUCCUCACUAUCCUUGGCUCAGAUAAACUCAGGAAGGAGCAAAUCUGCAAAGUGCCCCACUGCGUUGAGAAACUUCAGAGUUUCUACGUUCUCACAGCCCGGAAACACAAAAUCUCGUCACGUCUCCAGACAACCAAAGUGAGGCAACUUUCCGGCAAAAUGGGACAAGUCAUGCCUGUGAAAAAAUGGAUCAAAAUUCACCCAGAUUGGGCGAUGAAACGUAACAAUGUUGAUGUUUGUCAGGAUGCGCUUCAGGGGAUUACCAUGGCAAUGAAUGCACUAGAUAUACAGCCAAAAUAAACAAAUAACAUGGCAACAGCCAAUUAAGUGAACAAAAUAUUGAAAUUGUGUCAAUUAUAGAUAUUCCACUCUAAAUGGGAUUCCCUUGACUAUGACCUCAUUUGAUAACAUUCGAAGUGAAUAAUAGGGAUAUUAGAUCAAUUAUUGAUAGAGUAGUUCUGUCAUUCAGGGAAUUCCCAGGACUCUGAAGUAGAACACAUUUCUAGGUAUACGCCAAAGUGAAUUUAUGUGAGAUUGUGAAUAAAAUGGACAUAUUCAGACAUUGACUGGAUCUAAUGUGAUCUAUCAUGCAUCACACAUAAUCUUUAAUCCAUGAUUUGUGUGAUCAGCAUGUGAAGUGGUGUAGUCCA